This is a messenger RNA of Cyclocybe aegerita, 1377 nucleotides long. The record is from the annotation of a GenBank genome assembly. NCBI's taxonomy places the organism in Eukaryota, Fungi, Basidiomycota, Agaricomycetes, Agaricales, Hemipholiotaceae.
AUGUCAUACUCGAACCCCCAGUCUGUCGCUGCCUCCGUUUCCCCCUCCACCUCCAACAUCCACGACCGAUUCCGUAGCGCUCGCCGCGAGUCCUACUCCGACAUCCGUCGUCCCAAGAUCCUCCACCCCCUCGAGAACGAGAACCUACGCCUGUUGAUCCUCGAGAACAUCAGCCAGGAUGCUGUUGCCCAUUUCAGGCAGCAGGGAUACCACGUCGAUCACUCGACAAAAGCCAUGUCUGAGGACGAGCUCGUCGAAAAGAUCGGCCAGUAUCAUGCCAUCGGUAUUCGCAGCAAGACAAAAAUAACCGAACGGGUUCUCAAAUCAGCUUCCAAGCUCCUCGUCAUUGGUUGCUUCUGCAUUGGCACCAACCAAGUUGACCUGGGUGCUGCCGCCAGGGCAGGAAUCCCUGUCUUCAACUCUCCUUUCUCCAACUCGCGCUCAGUCGCAGAGCUCGUUAUGGCCGAGGUUGUCGCCCUCUCGCGUCAGCUCUUCGAACGUUCCUACGAACUCCGCACAGGCAUCUGGAACAAGCAAUCCAAAGGUUGCUGGGAGGUGCGCGGAAAGACCCUCGGGAUCGUCGGCUACGGCCACAUCGGCUCGCAGCUGUCCGUCCUCGCAGAGGCCUUCGGCAUGCGCGUUGUGUUCUACGACAUUAUCAACAUCAUGCCCCUCGGCUCAGCGCGUCAACUCGACACCCUCGCACACCUCCUUUCCGAGUCCGAUUUCGUUACCCUCCACGUUCCAGAGCUGCCUGAGACGAUCAACAUGAUUUCGAAGGAGCAGCUCGCGCAAAUGAAAAAGGGUUCUUAUCUUAUCAACAAUGCCCGUGGCAAGGUCGUCGACAUCCCUGCGCUCGUUGACGCCCUCCAGUCGAAGCAUGUUGCAGGUGCUGCCCUUGACGUCUUCCCAUCGGAGCCCGGCUCCAACGGUGCACCCUUCGAUGACCAGCUGAACUCCUGGGCCAGUGUCCUGAGGGCACUCCCAAACGUCAUCCUCACCCCGCAUAUCGGUGGUUCGACAGAAGAGGCGCAAACCAUGAUCGGACAGGAGGUUUCACAGGCGCUCUCCCGCUACCUGAACUUCGGAUCGACCAACGGCGCCGUCAACUUCCCCGAGGUCGACCUGCGCGCCAUCCCUGCCGAUGUGGUCAGCCAGAUUCGCAUCUGCCACGUCCACAAGAACCAGCCUGGUGUUCUCAAACAGGUCAACGACGCGCUCUCGCCGUAUAACGUCGAGAAGCAGUACUCGGAUUCCAAGGGCGAAAUUGCCUAUGUCAUGGCCGAUAUCGCGGAUGUCAGCUUCAAGGAGCUGCCCAACCUCAAGGAACGUAUCAGCUCGACGGAUGCUAAUAUUCUUACUAGAUUCUUGGCUUAA